ACUCCGUCUCAACAAAAAAAAAAAAAAAAAAAAAGAAAACCUUCACGUGUUCGCUGCUUUGAUGGGGGAGGUGGCCUCCCUAUGCCCCUCCACCCAUGUUUGCCUCUCCCUUUGGGCCCUCACCCCAGGUAGCCUCACUCUUGGGGGCAUUUCAUCUUCAGCAGCCCCUCCACACACACCUUCUGUCCCUGGCUCCGGGCCCUAUCUCUGGCCUGGACGCGCCCUUGCCUCGUCGCUGAACUCACCCCUGCCACUUCAGUAAGGAUCCCUGAGCCCCUGCCACCCGCAGGACAGAACCCUGUGGGCUUACUCCUGGCCUUAGGGUGGUCUCAAUGGCUAUAACCGCCUCUCCCCAGCCUGGUGCUCAGCCCUGCAUCUGUGCCUAGGAGGCGCUCGUUGAACGUGUAUGGAUGGGAUGAAUGAACGAACCCAGGACAUGAAUCAGACACGACUUACAUACCUGCCUUUACCUGUGGUCCUUCCUCCUGCAGUCUGCCACGCUGUUCCCACCAGUCUCAGCCACCUCAGGUCUGCAAGGCCCAUUCCGGCCUGACCCAGGCCCACCUUUACAAGAACCCUUCCAACCCCUCCCUGCGGUGCAGGUCCUUGCAGGUCCUUUCUGCUCCCUGGCCAAGCCCGGCCCGGCCCUGCCCUGACACCCUCUUCCCUUUCAGGCCCCGCCCCUGCACUGGCACUGCUCCCUAAGGCCUUUCCAAGGCCCUGCCGUCUGUCCUGGACCCACCCUGAGCGCCCUCCUACCCUGACCCUGCUGUGCGCGGCCCCGCCUUCCUCCUUGGUCACGCCCCCGAUCCUAGCCCCGCCCCUACCUUGACCCAGCUUUGCAAGGCCAUGCUCAACCACGCCUCCCUCUUUGGCCACGCCCCUGGAUCCUGGUCCCGCCCCUACCUAAACCGUGCUUGCGCGUCCCCGCCUCCCUCGUUGGACCGCCCCGGGUCCUGGUCCCGUCCCUACAUUGACUCUGCUCAGCGACAGCCCCAUUCGGCCCCGCCUUCCUCCUUUGUAACGACUCCGGAUCCUAGCCCCGCCCCUGCCGUAACACUGCUCCGCAAGGCCAUGCUCAACCCCGCCUCCUGCUUGGGCCAAGCCCCUGGGUUCUGGCCCCUCCCCUACCUAAACCCUGCUUGAGCGGCCCCGCCUCCCUCUUUGGCCACGCCCCGGGUCCUUGGCCCGCCCCUACUCUUACACCACUCAGCGACACCCCGCUAGGCCCCGCCUUCCUCCUAGCCCCCUCCCAACCCCAGACCCAGGCGCCGCUCCCGAGCGUCUUCUACCCUGACCUGUUCUUCGAGGUUCCGCUCGGCCCCGCCCUUCUGCCGUGACCACGCCCCUGAGGCCUGGCCUGGAUCCUGCUCGGCCCCACCUUCGAGUCCCCGCCCCCUUCUUGGCCUUGGCCCCACCCACCCCUCCAGGCCCCGCCCUCGGCCCCCUUCCGGGCUCCGAACCGGCUUCACCUUCGCCUUGGCCGGGCCCCGAGACCCCGCCCCCCGCUUCAGGACCGUUGGCACCGGACUAACGGUUCCACCACGUCAGCCGCCCUGGACGCCCGCGGCCUGCCCCAGGCAGCCUGGCCCCUCCCUGCCUGUCCUGCGCCGAUACACUUUGAGUGGAUUCUGGCCAUUUGAGCAUUCUCUCCAACUCUCCGACCCCCAGUCUGCCCCCACAGGGGUCUCCCCCACCACUCCCCCGUCCCACAGCCUAAACCCCUCUUCGCCCUGAACCUCCCUUUUCCUCAUAUGGUGAAUGGGCACUGGCCCCGCUCAGACUCCCAGGAGCACCAGAGCUGGCCCUGAGCCAAGUCCUGCCCCACCAGGACCUGGGGACACAGGUGACUCAGACCCGACUCAGGAAGGCUCAGGUCCUGCUGGCAUCGGCGGAGGUGGUGAGAAGGUGAUCAGAGCUGGGAUGGGGGACUCCCCAGGCAGAGGGGCACCCCAGAGGAGGCACAGGGCCCAGCCUGGUCGGGCUGGGAAGUACGAACGGAGACCAGAAGGCUGAGGACGGGUGCACCGGGCGGCCGGAACCCAAGAGCAGGGGCUUGGUGAGGAGGGCACUGCUAGAGAGUUGGCAGGUGGGGGGCCAGUUGCUAGCGUCUAGGGCUGGUUUGCCCAUUCCUCAUAGGGGGCCAAACCAGGGCCCCCAGUGCAGAGCUAGAGCCAGACCCACAUUCCUAAACCUGCUAGUGGAGAAGAUUCCAGGAUCUUCCGCCGAUGUGCUGUCUGCCUCCAUCACCCCCGUCAGAGUUAUGGUGCCAGCCAGGGGAUGAGGAGGGGGGAUGGCCAUGCCUGACCCUCAUGCUGUGUUUUGAGAUAUAACAUAUAGCCCGGGGGUCCCAUCCAGUCAGUCAACAGACGACUAAGCCUCUAAGCUGGUGCCACGUGGGGAGAGGGGCAGGAGGCCGUCAGCGAAACCAGGAGGAGCCCCACCAGCAUGGGCAGCCUCGCCCAGAGAGAAGGUCUCCAAGAUGAUGAGGACAAGAACUCAGCAUUCACCUGGGAGGUCCAGGCCAACAACCGCGCCUACAACGCACAGUUCAAGGAGAAGGUGUUCCUGUGCUGGCGGAAGAAGAAAUACAAGACCAACGUCAUCCGCACAGCCAAGUACAACUUCUUCUCGUUCCUGCCGCUGAACCUGUACGAGCAGCUCCACCGGGUGUCCAACCUGUACUUCCUCCUCAUCAUCAUCCUGCAGAGCAUUCCCGACAUCUCCACGCUGCCCUGGUUCUCGCUCGGCGCCCCCAUGGUCUGCCUCCUCUUCAUCCGUGCCACCCGGGACCUGGUGGACGACAUCGGGAGACACAAGAGCGACAGAGCCAUCAACAACAGACCCUGCCAGAUUCUAAUGGGGAAGAGCUUCAAGCGGAAGAAAUGGCGGGAUCUGUGCGUGGGGGAUGUGGUCUGUCUCCACAAGGACAACAUCGUCCCGGCUGACAUGCUCUUGCUGGCCAGCACGGAGCCCAGCAGUCUGUGCUACGUGGAGACGGUGGACAUUGACGGGGAGACCAACUUGAAGUUCAGACAGGCCCUGAUGGUCACUCACAAAGAACUGACCUCUGUAAAGAAGAUGGCGUCCUUUCAAGGCACGGUGACAUGUGAGGCGCCCAACAGCCGGAUGCACCGCUUCGUGGGGUGCCUGGAAUGGAAUGACGAGAAAUACUCCCUGGACAUUGGCAACCUCCUCCUCCGAGGCUGCAGGAUUCGCAACACAGACACCUGCUACGGAAUGGUCAUUUACGCCGGUUUUGACACAAAAAUUAUGAAGAACUGUGGCAAGAUCCAUUUGAAAAGAACCAAGCUAGACCUCCUGAUGAACAAGCUGGUGGUUGUGAUCUUCAUCUCCGUGGUGCUUAUCUGCCUGGUGUUGGCCUUCAGCUUCGGUUUCUCCGUCCGAGAAUUCAAAGACCAGCACUACUACCUCUCAGGGCUGCACGGGAGCAGUGUGGCCGCAGAGUCCUUCUUCAUCUUCUGGGGCUUCCUCAUCCUGCUCAGCGUCACCAUCCCAAUGUCCAUGUUCAUCCUGUCCGAGUUCAUCUACCUGGGGAACAGCGUCUUCAUCAACUGGGACGUGCAGAUGUACUACCAGCCGCAAGACGUGCCCGCCAAGGCCCGCAGCACCAGCCUCAACGACCACCUGGGCCAGGUGGAAUACAUCUUCUCGGACAAGACGGGCACGCUCACGCAGAACAUCCUGACCUUCAACAAGUGCUGCAUCAACGGCCGCAUCUACGGGCCGGAUUCGGAGGCCAGGACCCGACCUAAGGAGAACCCCUACCUCUGGAACAAGUUCGCCGACGGGAAGCUGCUUUUCCGCAACGCGGCCCUGCUGCACCUUGUGCGGAGCAACAGGGACGCGGCGGUGCGGGAGUUCUGGCGCCUGCUGGCCAUCUGCCACACGGUGAUGGUGCGGGAGAGCAGCGACCAGCUGUUGUACCAGGCGGCCUCCCCCGACGAGGGGGCGCUGGUCACCGCGGCCCGGAACUUCGGCUAUGUGUUCCUGUCCCGCACCCAGGACACCAUCACCAUCGUGGAGCUGGGGGAGGAGCGGGUCUACCAGGUCCUGGCCAUAAUGGACUUCAACAGCAUGCGCAAACGGAUGUCGGUGCUGGUCCGAAAGCCAGAGGGCACCAUCUGCCUGUACACCAAGGGCGCCGACACGGUCAUCUUUGAACGCUUGCACAGUAGAGGGGCAACGGAAUUUGCCACAGAGGCGGCCUUGGCUGCCUUUGCCCAGGAGACCCUGCGGACACUGUGCCUGGCCUAUAGGGAGGUGGCUGAGGACAUUUACGACGACUGGCAGCAGCGCCACCAGGAGGCCAGCCUCCUGCUGCAGAACCGGGCGCAGGCCCUGCAACAGGUGUACAACGAGUUGGAGCAGAACCUCAAGCUGCUGGGAGCCACAGCCAUCGAGGACAGACUUCAGGACGGCGUUCCUGAAACCAUCAAAUGUCUCAAGAAGAGCAACAUCAAAAUAUGGGUGCUCACUGGGGACAAGCAGGAGACCGCUGUUAACGUCGGCUUCGCCUGCGAGCUGCUGUCAGAUAAUAUGCUCAUCCUGGAGGAGAAGGAGAUUACCCGCAUCCUGGAGACCUACUGGGAAAGCAAUAACAACUUUCUAACCAAGAAGUCCCUGUCGCAGGUCAAGUUGGCCUUGGUCAUUAACGGAGACUUCCUGGACAAGCUGCUGGUGUCCCUGCGGAAGGAGCCGCGCGCCCUGGUGCAGAACGUGAACGUGGACGAGGCGUGGCAGGAGCCCGGCCAGUCCAGGAGGGAUUUCCUCUACGCCAGGCGCCUGUCCCUGCUGUGCCGGAGGUUCGGGCUCUCGCUGGCCGCGCUGCCGGCCGAGGAUCCGGCCGAGGAUUCUGGAGCUCGCCAUAGGUCCGAGGUGCUGCAGGAGCGCGCCUUCGUGGACCUGGCGUCCAACUGCCAGGCGGUCAUCUGCUGCCGCGUGACGCCCAAGCAGAAGGCCCUGAUGGUGGCCCUGGUCAAGAAGUACCACCAGGUGGUGACCCUGGCCAUCGGGGACGGUGCCAACGACGUCAACAUGAUUAAGACCGCGGACGUGGGCGUGGGGCUGGCGGGCCAGGAGGGCAUGCAGGCCGUUCAGAACAGCGACUUCGUGCUGGGCCAGUUCUGCUUCCUGCAGCGCCUCCUGCUGGUGCACGGCCGCUGGUCCUACGUGCGGAUCUGCAAGUUUCUGCGCUACUUCUUCUAUAAGACCAUGGCCAGCAUGAUGGUGCAGAUCUGGUUUGCCUGCUACAAUGGCUUCACUGCCCAGCCCCUGUAUGAAGGAUGGUUCCUGGCUCUUUUUAACCUCCUGUACAGCACCCUGCCAGUUCUCUACAUUGGGCUAUUUGAGCAGGACGUAAGCGCGGAGCAGAGCCUGGAACAGCCGGAGCUGUACUUGGCGGGGCAGAAGGACGAGCUCUUCAACUACUGGGUCUUCGUCCAAGCCGUCGCCCACGGCGUGGCCACCUCUCUGGUCAACUUCUUCAUGACGCUGUGGAUCAGCCGCGACACGGCGGGACCUGCCAGCUUCAGCGACCACCAGUCCUUUGCGGUCGUGGUGGCCUUGUCCAGCCUGCUGUCCAUCACCAUGGAGGUCAUUCUUAUCAUCAAGUACUGGACUGUCCUGUGCGUGGUGACCGUCCUUCUCAGCCUGGGUUUCUACGCCAUCAUGACCACCAUCACCCAGAGCUUCUGGCUCUUCAGAGUGUCCCCCAAGACCUUCCCGUUUCUGUACGCUGACCUCAGUGUGCUGUCCUCCCCCUCCAUCCUGCUGGUGGUCCUGCUGAGCGUGUCCAUAAACACCUGCCCUGUCCUGGCCCUCCGGGUCAUCUUCCCAGCCCUCAAGAAGCUGCUCGCCAAGGAGGAGAAGGUGGAGGAGGGCCCGAGUGAGGACCUUUUCGCCGUGGAGCCCUUGCCUCAUUUAUACCGCGAGUCUCGCGCCCGGCGUUCCAGCUAUGCCUUCUCCCACCGUGAGGGCUACGCAGACCUCAUCACUCAGGGCACCAUUCUGCGGAGGGGACCAGGGGUCAGCAGUGACAUAGCAUCUGAAUCCAUAGACCCAUCUGAUGAAGUGGCAUCUUCAAGCCCAAAGGAGUCACACUGGCAUCUCAGGAAAAUGUCCUUCCUGGGGAGGAAGAAGCGCCAGUCACAGGGGCAGGUGUCCUCCCUGGAAGUACAGCACCUCCCUACAACUAGCUCAUCAUUUUCUAUGGAUAGACAAUCCGCUUUUCAUUCAGAAAACCAACUCGCUGUCCCCAGAUAUGUGCUUACCAGCACCAGCAGGCUAUCUGGGUCUUUCUGGGAGCAAUUGCCAAGGGUACAGGAGAGGCCACUGUCACCCAAGCAGAGGCCACCUUCUGAGAAGUUGCUGUUGACCAAGGAGAGGUCAUGUUCUCACCAGGAGAAACCACCGUUGCACAGAGAAAGCCAGCUGUCAUCUUCUGAGAGCCAGCCACAACCUCUGGGGAGCCAGUCAUUGCUUUCGGGCCAGCUGACACUGGAGAGCCAGCCAGACUCCUCAGAGGAGAAGUCAGCAUUUUUGAAGCCCUCCACCCCGUUAUGGAAGAGCUGGCAAAAGGAGCCCCUCACCCCCAAGGAGGGGACGGUGCCACUUCCAGACAAGACGCACAAAUCUCAGGUGGAGACUCUGCCACCAAGUCUGGAGGAACCGUCCACGUCCACGAGCGAGCAGCCUAUGGAGGUGGAGCCCUGGCCCGCGGAGAAACAGUCCUCAUCAUCCAUGGAGUGGCUGCUGGUGCCUGGGGAGGAGCAGCCAUCCUUGCCCCCAGACGAGCAGUCAUUGCCUUCUGCAGAGGUGACCAAGGGUCAGCAGUGACAUAGCAUCUGAAUCCCUAGACCUGUCUGAUGAAGAGGCAUCUUCCAGCCCAAAGGAGUCACACUGGCAUCUCAGGAAGAAGCGCCAGCCAGUUCUGCUGCAAGUCAACCAGCAUGCAGGGGGCCUCCCUCUAAAGACAAGGGCUCCACCUGCUUUUCUUUUUCUAAUAGACCAGGGUCCAUCUGACCCCAGCGCUAA
Piliocolobus tephrosceles (Ugandan red Colobus) is the source of this 7056-nucleotide messenger RNA. It is a transcript of the gene ATP8B3, whose product is annotated as ATPase phospholipid transporting 8B3. Gene Ontology annotation, cellular component: plasma membrane; trans-Golgi network. Gene Ontology annotation, biological process: Golgi organization; phospholipid translocation. The record is from RefSeq and is a predicted model, not a curated record. Gene Ontology annotation, molecular function: magnesium ion binding; ATP hydrolysis activity; ATPase-coupled intramembrane lipid carrier activity. The transcript is spliced from 29 exons. NCBI's taxonomy places the organism in Eukaryota, Metazoa, Chordata, Mammalia, Primates, Cercopithecidae. Bases 2449 to 6858 code for a protein of 1469 amino acids.